Molecule: messenger RNA, 1936 nt
Organism: Danio aesculapii
Lineage: Eukaryota; Metazoa; Chordata; Actinopteri; Cypriniformes; Danionidae
Gene: b3galt11
Product: beta-1,3-galactosyltransferase 11
Exons: 3
Coding region: 250-1371 (373 amino acids)
Cellular component (GO): membrane
Molecular function (GO): N-acetyl-beta-D-glucosaminide beta-(1,3)-galactosyltransferase activity
Source: RefSeq, a predicted model, not a curated record
AUGGAGGGUCCUGUUUGUUGCUAAAACAUCGACUGGAGAACUUUCUUGGACGUUUCUUGAACGUUUGUGUUGCUGGACUUGCUUGUGGAAACUGCAGGAUCGUGAAACACACUCAAACUUCAGACCACAAACACACUGCUGAUUGCCAGGUGAACUGCUGCUGUAACCCGUCUGGUGUUAUCGGAUGUGUUUUUUCUCUUCUCAUUUCACUCGAAUCCUGUCAUCGUGGUCAACUCCUCUGUGCAUCUCAUGUCCACCGACAAACAUGGCGAGCUACUGGACAAACUGAUAACAGCUGGAAAGCAGUCCAUACGGAGGCAAGCGGACAGCUGCAGUGUCUCGUUUUGUCAGAUGUCCUGGAAGAAGUGGCUGCUGGUUUGUUUCCUGGUUCCAGGAAUUGCUUUAAUGAUCUACCUCGGUCAUAACCCUAUGACAAAACCCUGGCAUCAUGCUUCAAUGCAGAGAGAAGCACAAAGGUAUCCCACAGCAAAAAGACCACAUGCAGACUCCCCAAACACUGAAGAAGAUCCUGGGUUGUACCAUGUUGCUUACCCUCGAAAUUACAAGUUCAUCAUUGACCAGCCGGGCAUAUGUGAAGAGCGAAAACCCUACGUGGUGAUUAUUGUCCCGGUGCCACCACAGGACUUUAAUGCACGCAAUGGCAUCAGGAACACAUGGGCCAGAGAAAAAGUUGUUGAGGGCAAAGAGGUGCUUGUUCUGUUUAUUUUGGGCUUACAUAGUGCAGAUGUUGAGGAAGCAUUGCAGGAGCAACUCCGUAAUGAGAGCAAGCAAUAUAAAGACCUUCUGCAGAGCAACUUCCAGGACAGCUACAGGAACCUGACCAUUAAAACCAUGAUGAUGAUGGAGUGGCUCAGCAGGGAUUGUCAACAGGCGUCUUACGCAGUAAAAGUGGACGCCGAUGUGCUCCUCAAUGUGAACAACCUAAUCAAUAUGCUUGUGAGUCUGAACUCAGGGCAGAGAAACUACAUGACCGGGUUAGUGUGGUACGCUAGUCCUGUCAUCCGAGAUCCAUCCAACAAGUUUUUCCUCCCCCACGAUGUUUACCCUAAAUACGCAUAUCCUCCAUAUCCUCUGGGCAUGUGUUACAUCAUUUCUUUGGACCUGCCUCAAAAGUUUCUCCUGGAAUCGAAGAAUAUUAAGCCCCUAUAUAUAGAAGAUGCGUAUCUGGGAAUGUGUUUGGAGCAAUUAGGUAUCGCCCCUGUCAAACCACCAAACAUGGAUCAGUUUGUGGUCAAGCCACCGCAAUACAAUCGCUGUUACUUUUCUCGACUCAUAGCAGCACUGACUGACAACACAAAUCAGAUGACCGCUUUUUGGACGGACAUUCAUUCAACCAGCAGGCCGUGCUAAGCUAGGAAUCGUACUAAAUAAUAGGCUAUAAUGCAAUAUGAUGUUGUGUGUCUUUGUGCUUGUGUGUGCAUGUGAAAGAAACUGUUUGCUUUAUCAUGACAAGUAUUAAUUGUGGUUCCCCUGCACGAGGAAAUAAGUGUAUUUUGUCAUUUGCGAUAGAGAAAUAUGAAGAAAAUAUUGUAAGUUUGUCAAUUUUUUUUUGUAGUGUGUCAAUUUUUAUGAAGUAAAAAAGUAAAGAUGUACAUUUAAAUAUUUGUUUAAAUAUCACUUAAAAUAAAUAUAUAAACCGCAGCUCUGCAUAGCUCCAACUCACACCUGCUUAACUAGUUGGAUCAGCUGUGUUUGAUUAGGGUAGGAGCAAAACUGUGCAGAGCUGCGGCCCUCCAGGAAUCCAGUUUGAGACCCAUGUAUUAUUGUAAAUAUUCACAUAAAAAUGUCAAAUAUUAAUUUAAACAUCGAUAGAUUAUUUAAAAGUGUCACUUUGUAAUAAAAAUUUGUGUUUUUUUUGUGGAUUGUACUCUGAAUUUGUAGUAUGUUGAUCUAUUGUAAAGCCCUAAAAUAAAUU